AUGCCGGAAUACUUGCAAAAGAGGUUCGGUGGAAUAAGGUUACAGAUAUACCUUGCCUGCAUGGCUUUGUUUCUGUACAUUUUUACAAAAAUUUCGGCCGACUUGUAUGCCGGAGGUGUCUUCAUUGAUCAGGCCAUCCAGAUUAACCUGUAUCCGGCAAUCAUUGUCCUACUGCUGAUCUCUGGACUUUUUACCAUUCUUGGGGGUCUGACCGCUGUCAUUUGGACGGAUUUCAUUCAGACAAUUUUGAUGGUGGUCGGCGCAUUCUAUCUCAUGAUUGCUGCAUUCGUGAAGGUUGGCGGAUUUGAUGCCAUGGUUGAAGGCUAUUUUAACGCGGUUCCCAACACCACCUUAGCAUACCGUGACAAUGCGUUCAACUAUACUUCCACGAAUAGUGCAGUGUCUCACUUCCCCAAAGGAACCGAUUCAAAAUACUCCGAGUGUGGUAUACCACCGGCGGAUGCAAUGCAUAUGUUCCGGAACGUUGAGGACCCUGAGUAUCCUUGGACUGGAGUCAUAUUCGGCCUAACGAUUAGCAAUAUAUGGUACUGGUGCACUGAUCAAGUUAUUGUGCAGCGAACUUUAUCUGCCAAGAACCUCACCCACGCCAAGUCUGGAUGCAUUCUUGCUGGAUUCCUGAAACUUCUUCCACUUUGGUUGCUAAUAUUUCCCGGCAUGAUAUCCCGCAUCCUGUUUCCUGACGAAAUCGCUUGCGGUGACCCAGCACUGUGUGAACGUAUCUGUGGAAAAUCCGGUGGUUGCACAGAUAUCGCGUACCCACGACUUGUACUACGUCUCCUACCACCUGGGGCCAAAGGUCUGAUGAUUGCAGUGAUGAUCGCAUCAUUAGUCUCCAGUUUGACAAGCAUUUUCAACUCCAGCUCCACGCUAUUCACAAUGGACAUUUGGCGUCGUAUUCGACCGCGUGCUGGUUCGGCGGAGCUGAUGAUUGUGGGAAGGGUGACCAUAGUGGUACUCAUAGGCAUUUCGGUGGCCUGGAUCCCCAUUGUUCAGUCCAGCGGCGAGCUGUUUCACUACAUCCAAUCCGUUACAAGCUACUUGGCCCCACCAGUCUGCGCUGUCUAUCUUCUCGCAAUGUUCUGGGCUCGCUUCAAUGAACUGGGAGCUUUCGUCGCCCUAAUGGUUGGCUUGGUUAUUGGUCUAAUCCGCUUCAUCUGGGAAGCUAUUUAUCCCGUACCCAACUGCGGUGAGGAGCAGGAGAUUACCACUGCUCAACUGCUGAUAGUCAAAUUAAAUUACCUACACUUCGGAGUAAUCUUAUUCGUUAUCACGCUGGUCGUGGCAUGGGCGGCCGCCAUACUGUCGGAACCACCGCCACACAAACGUGUCGAUGGAUUGACCUUCGGGACCCUGCGCCAUGAACAGCCACAGUUACCAGGAGAAGAGACGGACACAACUGAAACAACAGAGGGCCACGGGGACAUGUUAGCUGCAGCUGAGGUGUACACGGAUAUAGAUCAGGAUGACAAGGAAUCCGAGCGAUCGUUGAAACAUAGGCCUUGGUAUUUGGUCGCCGUUUAUUGGGUAUGCGGAAUUGAGUCCACCCAGUCCAGUCAGUCAACGGUGGUCGAGGAGCUAAAUCUGAGCAUCGAAGAGAAGCCAAAAUACAGGCUGGGCAACGAGAUCGCCGCACUUGUCCUACUUGCUGCAGUAACUUUCGUGUGGGGCUUCUUCGCUUGAAGGUCGCCAGCAUGCUUACCCAGAGUACAUUCCCUUCAGAAUUCCGAAGCACUUGGUGAUGUCUGCGCUGAUUCUAUUUUCCUUAGCGCAGUUGUUUGCAUGACUCCAUCUGUCUACUGGAUUUAUCUGAAUUAAUUUGUGAACAGAUUACUUGGCAACGUUUUUAUAAUCUACUUUAUUCCUUUAAAUGACAGUACAUUUUUACCACCACUUU
Dicrocoelium dendriticum is the source of this 1915-nucleotide messenger RNA. NCBI's taxonomy places the organism in Eukaryota, Metazoa, Platyhelminthes, Trematoda, Plagiorchiida, Dicrocoeliidae. The record is from the annotation of a GenBank genome assembly.